AUGUACAACCUCUCUUGUGUAGAUGGCCAUCAUUUUUCAAGCCAGCAGGAUGUCUAUGUUCUUGACGUCCAACGGCUCAAUGCUGGCCUAGCUGCCAUCUCCUCGGAUCAAAAAUUAGGCCUUUUCAACCCUGCGAGGCUGUGCCAAGGCCCCAUCAAGUCGUAUCCUACCAGUCAUGGUAACCUGACAUGUCUGAAGACGUUUGACUGGCAGAAUUCGAUUGUGUGCACCGCAGGUGAGAAUGGAGAGGUCUCGGUAUGGGAUAUGAGGGAGUCAUCGAAGCCUCAGGUCGCCCACUUUGCAGCCAGUCAAUCGCCCAUUCUUUCUCUUGAUUGUGAUUCGAGAACAAACACAAUAGCGAUUGGCACAGAGUUCCAGAACCACAUGGCGUCGGUGCUACUCUGGGAUAUCAGAGCCGGUCCGACGCAGAGGCUCCAAUACGACGAAGUUCACAGUGACGAUGUGACUGAGCUCCGCUUCCACCCCUCAGAGCCGCACAUUCUCCUCUCAGGCUCAACCGACGGCCUCGUCAACGUUUACGACACGCGCAUCUCCGACGAGGAUGAGGUUGUCAUCCAGACACUAAACCAGGGAUCCGUCCAUCACUCCUCGUUCCUUGGUAACACCGAGGUCUACGUGCUGACCCACGACGAGAAGCUCGCCGUCUACAGCGUCGCCGAAGACCACGGUUCAGGCGCUGCAGUCGUCGACUUUGGCGACGCGAGGAAGACCCUCGGUUGCCAGUACAUCGCCAACGUGACGACUAAGGUUGACGGUAGUGGCGCCAUUGUUGGUGCUGGCUCGCAAGACCGCCAAAUCUUUGAGUUGGUGCACUUGUCGCGUACAACAGAGGGCGGUUGGGAUUUCGACAGGGCGAACAGUGUUGGACUGCCUGGCGGCCACGGCGAAGAGAUUGUCCGGUCGUUUUGCUUCUACGACGACGAGCAGGUCGUCUUUACUGCUGGAGAAGACGGCAACAUCAAAGCGUGGAGACCCAAUUAA
This is a messenger RNA of Colletotrichum graminicola M1.001, 1002 nucleotides long. RefSeq names its product WD domain-containing protein. Lineage: Eukaryota; Fungi; Ascomycota; Sordariomycetes; Glomerellales; Glomerellaceae. Bases 1 to 1002 code for a protein of 333 amino acids. Gene Ontology annotation, molecular function: protein binding. The record is from RefSeq and is a predicted model, not a curated record. The transcript is spliced from 4 exons.